GGAGACAAGAAGGAGAUGGCAGCGAUAACAGCGGCGGUGGUGGCGAUCGCCGCAGUGAUUCUUGGCUGGAUCACCAUCGAGAUCGCCUGCAAGCCUUGUCUGGAAAAGGGCCGCGAGGUCAUCGAUCGUUCCCUCGACCCUAAUUACGACCCCGACUCCCCCCGCCUCCCAGCCGCCGGUCAGCCCCUUCUCGAUCCUGCAACGUCCUCCGCUUCUCCCGUCACCAAAGUCAUCUGAGACCUUCACCUUCGGCGUUUGACCCGGGACUCUAUAUUUACAGAAAAAGAUGGUAGGGUUUUAACCUUUUCAUUUUCUAUCUCUCUUUUUUUUGUGUGUGUUUAUGGGGCUCUUUUAAACCCUUUUGAGGCCGGGUUUAUGGAUUGAUUUGAAGGAAAUGAGAUGAAGCCAUGGUAUCUUGAUUUGAGAUUUUCAGAUUUGUUUUCAUUCUCCCCAGAUGCAAAUAGUGGGUUCAUAUGUAUAUGAGAUUGUGCUAUUAAAUCAACUGAUCUAUGAAAUUGUCUGUGCUAUAUGUUGUGA
Messenger RNA from Dendrobium catenatum, 537 nucleotides. RefSeq names its product outer envelope membrane protein 7. Lineage: Eukaryota; Viridiplantae; Streptophyta; Magnoliopsida; Asparagales; Orchidaceae. The transcript has a single exon. The coding region runs from base 16 to 237 and encodes 73 amino acids. The record is from RefSeq and is a predicted model, not a curated record.